Molecule: messenger RNA, 4061 nt
Organism: Megalops cyprinoides (Indo-Pacific tarpon)
Lineage: Eukaryota; Metazoa; Chordata; Actinopteri; Elopiformes; Megalopidae
Product: protein GOLM2-like
Exons: 10
Coding region: 1107-2531 (474 amino acids)
Source: RefSeq, a predicted model, not a curated record
UACACGGUUUGUGGAAACAUCUCAUAUCAAAUAAAGACCGCAGGUUCUUUUAUUGGAAAUUUAACCGAGGGUUCCCCCCCGAAGACUUCUUUGAGCAGUGGUACUUAACAUUGCUUUCAUUUUCAUAGGGCUUAGUUCACUGUGAACUAUCACACCAUAACUUGUAAUAGCCUACUAAAAGCUACACAUUCUCGGGCUUGAAGUCUGCUUGGCGUCAGAGGGAACGGUUGCUGAGAAGAGAUGCCAAGGAAGGAGCUAGCUAGCACGCUUGCUAUCGAUACAAACAAGGUUGUCAAAAAGAAUGCUUAGAUGUUUUCUUUUUAGAUGAUCCUGCAAUAUGCAUAAUGCCAGCCACAUAUUUCCGCCAGACUCGAAAGCGAACUAUGUUUAUCGUUACCCAGCGACAUUUAGCCUGUAAAGAAACGGAACAGCAUUGUAUCUGAGUAGCUAACUUAGCUAGCUAGGUGAAUAGGACAAGAAAGUCGCAUAGCUAGCAGGCUAAAUGUUAGUUUUUGCCGACUUGUAUGAGCACUUAUAGUUAGUAAGGUUGCAGACCUUUGGUAUAUGUUUGUUUGGUUUCUCGUCAGUGUACGAAUUGUCGUUUCCUUUACUUGAAUGCUAACCACGCGUGUGUUUUAGCUAGUGAGCUACGGUGGUUCUUAUUAUUUAGCUAACUAGUUUGCGCGGCAUGGCUGGUGGAUAUUUUGACGAUUUCUAGUUAUCUGGCUUGCUAGGCAGUCGUCAGACAGAUGAGGCGCACAAACCAGCCAGCUAGCACCCUGGCUAGAUAACUGACUACCAGUCAAAUGUGUGCGUCCCUUCAAAUCAAGGAAGCAUUUGCUUCGUGUGAAAAUCCGGUUAUUGUUACGGCUGGCAAACUGAGGUGGAGGCCACGUCAGUGUCAUUGCAUUUCAUGAGUUGUACAGCAGCAGAUCAGUUUUCUCGCUACCAGUUGACAGUAUUUCAUGAGUAGACAGGCGUGGGUGAGGAAAAAACACCACAUUUUGCUAAUAGCUUAGGCGACAACACAGCAGCCAUAACGCUGAUUAAAUUGCUAAACAUUAGUAGUCCUGUGGCCCUCAGUGGGAGAUAAUAAACAUUCUCAAAUGGUGGGUUUCGGUGCAAAUCGAAGGGGAGGCCGCCUCCCGUCCUUCAUCCUAAUAGCGUUGAUGGGUGUUAUCCUGAUCCUGUCGUUCAACUACUGGGCUGUGUCCAACAAGCACAGUCGCCUGCUUGACGAGCUGGCGGAGGUGCAGGCGCAGGUGAAGCGCACGGAUGCUGCGCGCAGUCGGCUGGAGAAGCGCAACUCGGAGCUCAUGGUGCAAGUGGACACGCAUCGGAAGCAGAUUGACCAGAAGGAAGGCGAUUACAGUGCACUGGAGGCCAAGCUGCAGACUCGCGAUGUGCAGGUCAAGAAAUGCACAGAUGAGAAGGUGAAGCUGCAGAGUGAUGUCACAGCUCAGACGUCAGAGAUUCAGAGGUUGAAAGAGCAGCUGAAGGAACUGCGGCAGGAGUUCGUGAAACAGGAGGACCAGCUCCGGGAGGUAAAGAAGAACAGCACCCACCUGGAGAAGAAACUGGAGUAUGAGAGCUUGCAGUGUGGUCGUCAGAUUGCUGAGCUGAAAGAGCAGUAUGAGGAGAGUAAGAAGACCCUGGAAGAAGAGGCAGCAAAGCUGCGACAGAGUCUGCAGGAGACCCAUGUAGGGGGCGCAGUGAGCGUGCAUGCAGGCGGGGGCACACAGGGCCUGACUGCUGGAGAGCGCCACACAGAAGCCACACAGCGACGCAUCAGCAUUGAACUGAAAGACUUGGGAAAGCCUGGGAGUGAUGCUGGCAUGCCAGGCAUUGAAGACAGCGAAGUGGGCAAAGUGGACGAUCUGCAGUUUGCCCUAAAAAAGCCAGCUAUAACCCAGAACCAGCUGGAGGAGGCAAAUGACGUGGGUGUGAAGGAAGAGAGGGCGGGGGCGGGCGAGGGCGCCAGGCAAGACCCUGAUCUGCACCUGGACACGGAGCACAGCCGUGUGUCGGAGCUGAGCCCAGAGCGACUCGGCAAGGAGAAGGAGGAUCCCAGCAACGCGCUGCAGCAGCAGCAGCCCCCUCCGCAGCCCAUGGUGGACGCACCUGCGCUCUUAGACGGGGAACCCAAGGCGGUCAUCCACGCCCCUGACAGUGUAAAGACAGAGGGUCAAGAGGUGAAAGGUGUGGCCCUACCGCCACCCCCGAACCCAGUGGAGCCACAGCGCGCCAGAGACCCCCCACCUGCGGACCCUCCCCGUCACCGCCAGAGCCGUUUCUUUGAUGAGAACGAGUCCCCUGUAGAUCCGCAGCACGGCUCUAAGCUGGCGGACUACAACGGGGACGACGGGAACGUGGGCGAGUACGAGGCCGACAAGCAGGCCGAGCUGGCCUACAAUGAGGAAGAGGAUGGUGAUGGCGGGGAAGAAGAUGUCCAAGAUGACGAAGACCGGGACCUCCAGGGAGAGCGGGCUGUGGACUAUGGGAAGCGACACCAAGCCAUUGAUGUCCUGUAGACCAUGACAAGGCUAAAGAAUCUUAGGGGAUCAGAACUCUUGUCACUUGACCAGAAUGACAGGCUUGAAGGAAAAAAAAGUGUGUUACUCCUUGGCCUUUAUUUCACUGGUGCUUUGAUGUCAUUAUUCUGUAGACUGAGUAGAGACAUUAAAGAAGUGGAUAGACUUUUUGUAGAAGCUUCCACGAAGGGUAUAGAAAGUUAUUGAGAGGCUACAGGUUAGAAUAUGAUUCUCUAAAACAGCUGAAAAAAACCCUACAUAUCCUUGAGUAUUUUAUACAGAUAAGGAAAUAUUACACCCCUCAGUGUGUCUUUCUACCACAUUUUGACUUAACAAAUGCAUCUGUGUGCAGAGAAAUGAUUUCUGAUUUUUACUUUUAAAUAGGAAUGUAUUCCAUGGGGAAAUGAAGGUUAUAUGAAAUUGGUUUUGUUUUUCACUUUCAGAAAAUGAAAGCAAUUUUGGUUCAUUGUUUAGUAAACAUACAGUCACCCAGCUGUGAGGGGCAGGACUGUUAGGGAUGGUAGUGUGUGCUGAAAGCAUGGCUGUCAGAUUGGGACUGAGGAUCACCUUCAACUCCAGCCUGGACUCCAUUACUGACAGAGGCACACUGACUUCUCAGAUUCUGUCAGUCCCUGAUAAAAAGAACAUUGUCAGGACCAGAAUUUCUAAAAAAAAAAAAUGGUGUUUUCUCCCUUUUUUUCUUUUCUGGGAAGAAUUUAAUGAAGAACUGGAAUCUUCUGCUGUGAGAACUGUUUCUCAUCUCUUGCAAAGCAAAAUAAGGUGGAAGGGGUGUGUGAAGAAGAACUCUUUCUGUGGAGACUCUUGCUGUUCAAAUCGGAGAACGGAAAACCACAUGCGCGUUUGGACAUUGCCUUUUUCGAGGAAUCUGCUGCUGCAUGCAUUGAUAUUGCAAGCUUUGUUAUCUAGCCAAUUCUUAGAGCGGCUAAAAAAAAAGGUGCGGCAAACAUGUAAUCAAAGUUUAUCGUUAGGAAUCCAUGUACGGCAGAUAAAUUAAUUGCACAUCUGGAGUUAACCCUUGUUCAGCAGUCUCCACUACUGUGCUUUUAUGUAUUACUCCUAGGCGUUUAUUAUGUAAAUAGAUCUGUGUGACAUGACUAUUAUUCUUCACAGGUAUUUGGGUGGUAGGCCCUAAAAUCAAUGUUCCAACUCUGUGUAGAUCAGUGAUUACUGGUUGGGGUCCGGCAUAUUGAAUGUACCUCGGUGGAUCUUUUUUUUAUUAUUACUAUUGUUAUUAUUUGAGAUGUAAAAUUUGGUGAACUUAUAAGACUACUUAAGACAAAACAAAACAAGAAAAACGGUUCUUAUGUCAAUAAGGAAAAAAGUAAAGACAAACUGUUUCUUAUCUUGCCCCACAAAGAAAAUUUUGCUGGUCCUCUGUUAAAGAGAAUCAGGCUCUUGUUAUCACUGUGACAGGAAGGGUAGUAUGAACUGUGUAGUCUCAACUGUGGUCCUUCUCUAAAUUGCAGCACUCAUUUUUACAGAUCACUCCAAUCCAUGCAUAAAUUGAAA